AUGCAACAAGAGGUACAGUAGUUAGUGUUCUUUCGAGUCGACGCGGAAAUUUUCGUCCUCGCGGCGAAGCCCUCUCUCUGCUCACGUCCGUGCGAUUCUAGGGUUUCAAGAAUCCUCGUUACAGGCACCAAAACCUAGGGAUCUCUAUCACUGGUUUCAGGAGUACUUCCUCGAUCCGUGCGGUUUAUUACAGCCCAGGAAAGAUGCUUCCGCUGUCACUUUUAAAGACGGCUCAAGGGCAUCCCAUGCUGGUGGAGUUGAAGAACGGGGAGACGUACAACGGGCACUUGGUGAAUUGCGAUACGUGGAUGAAUAUUCACCUGCGCGAGGUGAUCUGUACCUCAAAGGAUGGUGAUAGGUUCUGGAGAAUGCCCGAAUGCUACAUUCGUGGGAACACUAUAAAGUAUCUGCGAGUUCCUGAUGAGGUCAUUGACAAGGUUCAAGAAGAAACCACGAAGAGCCGUUCAGAUCGGAAACCACCUGGCGUAGGCCGAGGAAGGGGAAGAGGGAGAGAAGACGGAGGCAGUGGAAAGCCCGGCGGCCGUGGAAAGGAUGACGGGGGCGGCAAGGCUGGUGGCCGCGGAAAGGGUGGAGUAGGUGGGAAAGGUGGCGGCGGAAGAGGCGGAGGACGUGGCCGGGGCUGAUGAGGCCUCAACUUGGAGAGGAGAAUGCCGCUUUUAAAAGGCUUUUCUUUCGGUUUGCAUAGCUAAGCUUAUGAUGGGAAGAAUGCAUUAUUGAUGGCGCAACAUUGCUUCCACUAUAUUUUAUUUUUAUCAACUCGUGCUAGUUUAUGGUCGGUGGAGAAUGCUAGAGAGGAUCUGUAGUUGGGAUGAGGAAGGAAAUUGUGUUCAAGCUGCUUUUCUUGUUUUCGUUUACUCUCUAUGAACAUAAGAAACGUUGGAUGCAUAACCAGUUAUACAACUCUUUCUUAACUUAAA
This is a messenger RNA of Ananas comosus (pineapple), 938 nucleotides long. Its product is annotated as sm-like protein LSM4. Gene Ontology annotation, biological process: mRNA splicing, via spliceosome; nuclear-transcribed mRNA catabolic process; spliceosomal snRNP assembly. Gene Ontology annotation, cellular component: spliceosomal tri-snRNP complex; U6 snRNP; P-body. Lineage: Eukaryota; Viridiplantae; Streptophyta; Magnoliopsida; Poales; Bromeliaceae. The record is from RefSeq and is a predicted model, not a curated record. Bases 204 to 644 code for a protein of 146 amino acids. The transcript is spliced from 8 exons. Gene Ontology annotation, molecular function: U6 snRNA binding.